Brassica napus (rape) is the source of this 4321-nucleotide messenger RNA. RefSeq lists its product as uncharacterized. NCBI's taxonomy places the organism in Eukaryota, Viridiplantae, Streptophyta, Magnoliopsida, Brassicales, Brassicaceae. The transcript has 5 exons. The record is from RefSeq and is a predicted model, not a curated record. The coding region runs from base 2863 to 4041 and encodes 392 amino acids.
CACAGCCGCAGCGAGAUCAUCCUGAUUGGCGUGAUCACCCAUAGUGGUGUCAGUUUGCCUUGGUUGUUGACGGUUCUGACGUUCUAAUCUCGCUAGUUAUUCGUUGGUGAGCUGAUGCAAUGGUCCUUGUGCGUUGCUCCGAGUAUGUCUACUGGUCAUGCACCUGGAUCAUUAGCUGUGACAAAGAAACAGAGGCGAGUUAGAUAUCUUAGACUUAAAAUUAAACUGAAAAGUAGAGGUAAAAAAAAUCUGGUCCCCGGCAAUGGCGCAAAAACUUGAUACACUAAAUAUGAAUCUUUGCUACUGCCAAGUUAACAGUUGUGAUUAUAGUACUUUAGAUUCAAUCCAGAGGACCAGUCUACACUUUACUCUUAUAAAUUUCAAUGACAAGCUAAGAAGAAAAUGGUUUUCAAUUCAAUUGGUGACGCGGAAAACAAGUAAACUAGAGUUUGAUUCAAUUUAACAAGAAGCUAGCCUAGGGUAUUUCAUUGGGUGUUGAGCGAGAGCCAAACAAUUAUUCAAGCGCGAUGAAGUGCUUUCUAGAACUCGGAUCACUCAGCUGGAACACCCCACUGUCGUGGUGGUGAUCUCUUUGCUGGUCGAUCCCAUCAUCUAACUGUCGUUGAGAUGAGAAACGACUGCAAGCCUUAGAGAUCAGGUCCGAUCAGUUCACUUACUACCCUAAUAUCUACUUUCGCUGAUUAGGGAUACUACACUACAGGAAAUGUGGGUAUUAAUAGCGUCGUAGCAUAGCGUUUUUUGCUUCUCUGCUAUUGUAUAUAAACACGGGCCUUUAUAAUAGCGUUUUUGAAAUGUAUAAGCUAUCUUUGUAGUCGCAGGAAAAUAAAAUAAUUCAGCCGCGUUAAUUUGGUAAGUGGAGGCGCCUUACCAUUGCAAAUCAAAAACUAAAUGCUAUCGUAUAUGAAAAAAUAUAUUAAAAAUAACUUAAGUAUUAAUCGAAACCGAGACUUCAUUCUCUUCACUUCACUCUCUUCACAUUCCUCAAAAUCAAAACCGACUCAUCGAAGUUCUUCAGAGUUCUCUCGAGUCGAAGCUUCAAUUGGUAUGAGUUUCGAUUUGAUUCUGAGUUUAGAAUAGAGACUGGUUCUCUCGAGUCGAAUCUCUUUGAUUUUGGGUUUCUCUUUGAUUCAAAUCUCUUUUCACAUGCAUGUCCGCGUUAACACAUGAUUCGAUUUUGAUUGUGGGUUUCGAUUAGGUUUCGAUUAGGUUUUGAAUAUGAUUGUGGGUUUCGAUUAGGUUUUGAAUAUGAUUGUGGGUUUUAGUUUGAUUUUGAAUAUGAUUGAAGGUUUCGAUUUGAUUUUGGGUUUAGAUUUUUUGAUCGAAUGGCUUGAUUUGAUUUUGGAUUUGUUUAUCAGUUUCAGAAAUGGCAAAGACAAGAGGACAAGUUGGUUCUCGUCGGAGUAAACGUAAUCAAGGCUUGGAGGUAGUAGAUCAAGAGGACAAGGCACCGCAACUAAAAGUGAAGAAAAGAACAGCAAAGAAAACGGCGUCCCCUAAAAAGAAUUUAGUUUUAACGCCAACGAGAAGAAGUAGUAGAAUCAAGAAAGUGGCUGCUGAAGAUGAUUACAUAGAAGAUGUUACACUUCCUAAGGAUGAUGAAGUACAAGAUGUAACACCUACUCAGGAUGAUGAAGUAGAAGAUGGUCAGGCUGAGAAGUCAAUGUCUGAAGAAGAUAAAGACGAUGAAGAGGAUGUUAAUGGGAAAGAGGAUGAAGAAGAUGGCGAUGUCAAUGGGAAAGAGAAUGAAGAAAAUGGAGAUCUCAAUGGGAAAGAGAAUGAAGAAGAACCGGCCAAUAUGGAAGAUGAUGGAGUUCUUAAUGAGAAAGGGAACGAAGAGGAAGCUUGCGAAGAAGAAGCUCGCGAUAUGGAAGAAGAUGGCACUGCGCAAGAUGAUGAGAUUCCUAGUACUGAAGGAGUUAAGCUAGCAGGGGAGGAAGUUUCAAAAAAAAAAAAAAAGAGGACCUACAAAGUUGCGUAGAGUGGCUGAAAAUCCCAGUGAUAAGAUUAUGGUCACAUUCAAUGACAUUGGUGAGCAUGUUGGACCUGGUUCAGUAACCCUAUCGUCGUUUCUUGGUCCUCUUGUGAGGGAACAUGUUCCGGUUACACUUGCCGAUUGGAGAAAACUUGAUGCAGCGACUAAAGCAACAAUGUGGGAAGAAAUUCAGGUUUGUAUAUAUAUUAGUAUGUUUUGUUUAACCGCAAGAUGAAAUUAUAAACAUGUUUAACUUGAUUAUUGUGAUGCAGGGGAGGUUUAACUUGCAAGAAGAGUGGCAGAAAGCUGUUAUUUUCAAGCAGCUGGGAAAUGUGUGGAGGGCUGGGAAGUCAAGGCUGGUGUCACAAGUACGUGUGGCGAAGACUGCAGCUGAGAGAAUAGCUUUAAAACCGAGCAACAUCCCAUCCCUUCAACUGUGGAACACUUGGGUUAAGAGUAAGACUACCAAAUCUUUCACAGAAACGAGUAACAAGUACAGAGCGAUGAGAAGAAAUCAGAUUCCUCACACCACCAGCCGCAAAGGAAUGCUUCGUUUAGCUGAUGAUAUGGUAAAAGAGUAGUCAAACAUCUACAUAUUGUAGAUCAGCUUGUUAGAUUAAAAUGGUAGUGAGAUAUGUUUGUUUUCAUAUAGAAAAAAAAGAGUAAAGACCCAAGUAAGGUGAGUAGAUCCAAGGUUUGGAUUGCGGGACACACUCAUGCUGAUGGCAGACCUGUGAAGCCCCAGUUUGCUGAGACUAUUGUAAGCAUUAUGGAAGUUGUAUAUUGUGUAUAGUUAAUAGACUAUGGCAAUGAAUGAUUUUGUGUUUAAAUGAUUGUAUCAGGAACAAAUACAGUCACUUGACAGUCGGAUGGACUCCACAUCAGCUGCUGAUAACAUAAGGGAAGAUGCUGUGAGCAAGGUUUUGGGAAAAGACAAACCUGGACGAGUAAGGGGCUUUGGUAGAGGGAUUACAGCUAAUAAGCUAGCAUAUCUGCAAUUUAGAGACGCUAAGAUUGCAGAAAUGAAAAGUGAGAUUGAAGAGUUAAAGGGGAUGGUGCGAGAAUUAGCUGAGAAGAAGAAAAGUAAUGUUGAUGCUGAAACAUCUGAGAGUAGUGGUGGAUUCAAAGAAGGAGUCAGAGUACAAAUACUGGAUUGGAUUGAAUCAGAGGAUGUUGUUGUUGGUGAAGGAGAAUUCUGCUCUGCUGAACCGAAGUACAAAAUUGGUCGUAUACCAAUUGGUCCUAAUGCAGUGGCUAUCGUAGUUAAGUAUGCACUAAGCGCAUCAGCUUCACUCUGGAGGCCUACUACGGAUGUGUUAACUCUUGAUGAAGCUGUGGGAUACAAGAUAUCUUGGCCAAUGGAUAAAGUGAUUUUGGAUAAGGAUCCAAACUGUUCUGAAGAUUUAUCUAUGCAAAGCAAGGAAGGUGAAUAUCGAAGAUGCAAGAUAUAUGAUUGGACCAAUGAUGAGGACGAGGUCAUUGCUGAAGGUCUCGUGUGCUCUUCAAAAUCCAAAGACAUGGUUAACAACAUACCUCUGGGUCCCAAUGCUGUUAGUGUCGAAGUAGUGAAGGUGUUCAAUGAUCAAGCAUAUUUGUGGAGGCCAACCGCUGAUAUGUUCUUGAUUGGUGAUGCACUUAGCGAGAAAAUAGCAUGGCCAGUCCUAAAGGUUGAAGUCAUGCCUACACCUGCUACAGAAGUAACACCAACUAAAUGUGCAGGGAAGAAAAUAGCAUCACCUUCGAAGCCAGCCAAGAAAAAAGCAGUGAGUCCAGGCAGCACUAGUUCGACCAGAAGUCCGAAGCAGAAGUGCACUCUCUUGGAUUGCAACAACUCUGGACGUAAGGUAGCUGAAGGAAGGGUAGCUUCAACGGAUCCGAAUGAGUUGUGCCACUUUGUACCCCUAGGUCCAAAUGCAAGCAAGGUGUGGAUUGAUGUGGCUAAGAUCGGUGAUGCAAAAGUCUGGAGGCCAAAUUCAGAGAUUGAAUACAUAUCUGAUGCAAUGGGUUCGGUUGUGGCAUGGCCAAAUGACAAAAUCAAGUUUGUCUAAAAUUGUCGUCUGAAACAUUUUUCAAGUUGGUUCUCAUCGGCUAUGUAUUUCUAGUGUGUGAUCGAAUGUUUAGGUACUUUUUUACUCGGUUGAAAUCAUGUAUGAUAUUAUGUAACAGUUAGCAGACAAAAAAACAAAAAUUAUGUGUUAUAUUAUGAUAUAAGGUUAUGUGUGAAAAUGUUUAGCUUGUUAACCCCUAUACCCUUAAGUGCAUAAUUUUACAUUAAACCAUAAGCUUUAAAAAUUAAAUCCACAGACGGGAAGACCAAAAAUUAAAAUC